Messenger RNA from Cynocephalus volans (Philippine flying lemur), 1257 nucleotides. Its product is annotated as transcriptional repressor RHIT-like. Bases 1 to 1257 code for a protein of 418 amino acids. Lineage: Eukaryota; Metazoa; Chordata; Mammalia; Dermoptera; Cynocephalidae. Gene Ontology annotation, biological process: regulation of gene expression. The record is from RefSeq and is a predicted model, not a curated record. Gene Ontology annotation, cellular component: nucleus. The transcript has 5 exons.
AUGUCUCUUGCUGAAGAGCCCAGUAAUGGGCUCCAUCGAAGCCGCGCAGACAGUCGGAGAGGAGGUAAGAUCGCCAAGUUCGGACCUCCCGCAUAUGCUAGAGAGGCCCAGGGCGGCGGGCGGCCGUUGUGGCGGAGGGAGGGGCGGGGCCUUCAGUGGAGCGUAGGCGUCUCCAUGACAGCGGCCGCGCGUCCACGCCGGGAGCGAGGGGCCCCGCCCCCUGACCCGCCCUCUCCUGGUAUCCUGCUGGGCUCCCGGAGGACCCACCUGGACUCUUCAGAGCGACAAGCCGGGUCAGCGCCUCCCUGUCCCCCUUACGUCCGGUCCCGGCAGGUCCCACGGCGCCUGUCCUUGGCAGCCCUGUUGCGCAUGUGUUUUCUCCCUACUUCUCCCCCAUUUCUUUCCUCUUGCCACCCUUUCCUAGUCGACCCUGACUGGGAAGAGUUAAGGCUGGUGAGAACACACACCCCGGAGAGGCUGGCGGCGGACACGCACCCACUCCCAUUUCCCGGACCGAGCUGGAGCCUUUGUUCACCUUACCAGUGUCCGCAGUGCGGCAAGGGCUUCAGCCACCGCUCCAACUUCAACCGUCACAGGCGCAGCCACAGCGGCGAGAAGCGAUUCCAGUGUCCGCAGUGCAACCAGCGACUGAGCUGGAGCUCGGACCUGACGCGCCGCCUGUGCACGCACAGCGGCGAGCGGCCCUUCUGGUCCGCGCUGUGCGGGAAGAGCUUUGGCCUCAGCUCGGACUACCCGCGCCACCAGCGCACGCACACAGGCGAGCGCCCAUUCCCAUGUCCGCAGGGCACCCGAAGCUUCAGCCGCAGGUCGGACCUGGCCUUACGCCAGCGCGUCCACACCGGACCUGGUCAAGCACCGGCGUACCUACACGGACGAGAGGCCCUAAAGUGCGGGAACUGUACCAAGUGUUUCAGCCACCGCGCCAACCUCAUCACGCACCGGCGCGUCCACACCGGGGACAAGCCUUACAAGUGCCCCGACUGCGGGAAGAGCUUCAGCCAGAGCUCGCACCUCAUCAUCCACCAGAGGGCGCACACGGGCGCGCGCCCCUUCCCCUGCGGUGACUGCGACAAGAGCUUCAGCAGCCGCUCCUACGCCCUCACGCACCGCAGGGUCCACACCGGCGAGAAGCCCUACGGCUGCGAGGUGUGCUGCAAGAGCUUCAGUCAGAAGACAAACAUCAUCACGCACCGGAAGCUGCACGGGGCGGCCAGGCGGCUAGGGACUGAAGCCUGA